GGAUGUGCUAUAUUGUUCUGAAAGAAGGCGUUGACCUAAAAAGUGUAUUGUUUGUUGUAAUCAGUAAUACAACAAUCUGUUACUUUCAGCGAGGACAGCGCCUUGUCAUUAACCAUGGCAGACUCUACAAUAAAAUCCAUUAUUUCGUUACCAGACGAAAAAAUUGAUAUGCUUGCUGCCACAAGUGUACUCCAGCAACAGGCUACAGAAAUUAGAAAUCAGCGUGUGAAUUGGCAGUCAUACCUACAAUCACAAAUGAUUUCUCAAGAGGACUAUAGUUUUAUAGUGGCAUUUGAUAAUGCUGAUGCUCAAGCUCGUGAGAAGCUACUGAAAGACAAUAGGAAUCAGGCUGCCAAGACAUUUUUGAACCUCCUGGGGCAUGUGUCAAAAGAUCAGACAAUUCAGUAUAUUUUAAUAAUGAUUGAUGACAUGUUGCAGGAAGAUCGAAAACGUGUUGAAAUAUUCCAUGAGCAUUGUGCCAAAAAGAAGGAAUCAGUUUGGGGGCCUUUCCUGAAUCUUCUCAACAGACCUGAUGGUUUCAUAGUAAAUAUGACAUCAAGAAUUAUAGCAAAGAUUGCUUGCUGGAGCCAAGACUUAAUGGACAAGUCUGACUUGCAGUUCUACCUUGCAUGGUUGAAGGACCAGCUAAAACAGAAUAGUGAAGCGCUAAAGGAUGCGACUUUGCAUGCGACACCUGCAGCAGAGGAAUCUUCAUCUGGCACUGCUCCUGUUUCGACAGCUGAGCAUCCUGAGGAAAUUCGGAACAAUGAGUAUAUGCAGUCAGUUGCUCGCUGUCUACAAAUGAUGUUACGUAUUGAUGAGUACAGAUUUGCAUUUGUGUCUGUGGAUGGCAUUUCUACUCUUAUUGAUGUGCUCCAAGGAAGAGUAAACUUUCAAGUCCAGUACCAACUCAUCUUUUGUCUAUGGGUACUUACUUUCAAUCCACUACUUGCUGAAAAAAUGAAUAAAUUCAAUGUAAUUCCUAUUUUGGCUGAUAUACUGAGUGACUCAGUAAAGGAAAAAGUCACAAGAAUUAUACUGGCUGUAUUCAGGAAUCUUAUUGAAACGCCAGAAGACAGCCAAGUUUCAAAGGAACAUUGUAUUGCUAUGGUACAGUGUAAAGUGCUUAAGCAGUUGAGUAUCCUGGAACAAAGAAAACUUGAUGACGAAGAUAUAGUUUCUGACAUUGAAUUCCUCAACGAGAAGCUUCAAGCAUCUGUGCAAGAUCUGAGUUCUUUUGAUGAGUAUGCCACAGAGGUGAAAUCAGGUCGGUUGGAGUGGAGUCCUGUCCAUAAAUCAGCAAAAUUUUGGCGUGAAAAUGCAGGCAGGCUCAAUGAAAAAAAUUAUGAAUUGCUUCGUAUAUUAAUUCAUCUGCUGGAAACCAGCAAAGAUCCAUUAGUGCUGAGUGUUGCUAGCUUUGACAUUGGUGAAUACGUGAGACACUACCCAAGAGGGAAAACAGUGAGUAUUUGUCCGUUCAACUAUGUAAUUGAACAGUUGGGUGGUAAACAGUUGGUGAUGCAGUUACGGCAUGAGGACCCAAAUGUUCGUUAUGAAGCUCUGCUCGCAGUACAGAAAUUGAUGGUUCAUAAUUGGGAAUACCUUGGAAGACAACUUGAGAAAGAACAGACACAAGGCACAAAGCCAACUACAAGCACUGCAUCAUUGUCAGUAAAAUCGUAGACCUAGUACAUUUUUAUACCUUUAAAUGCCUUGGAUAUGCUGAUUACGAUUCAGGUGAUUGGGAUUUAAGGAAAGAAAUUUGAAUGUGGUGUUUAGAUUAUGGUGUAUUCAGUAUUAAUGCUCAGAAAUCUAGGCUAAAGAGCAUAUUGCAGUGUCUGAAUUUGUGUUGAACCUUAUUUACAUUCCAUUGGAAAUGUAAAGUAUUGUAUUAUAACAGCUAUUACACAGAUUUUUUAAAUUAUAUAUUGUAUAAUUUUAACUAAAGUUACAAAUAAAUAUGUAAAUAAAGUGUGUAGAUAUUGAAAUAUAAAAAUAAAUGUUGACAUAAAUAAAUCUCACUUGCCACAGGAAACAAAAUAUUUUGUAAUGAGUGGUUCUAUGUAGAGAAAUGUUUUUGUUAUGGUGUAAUAGUUAAGUUUGUCAUCAUUUGUGUAUAAAACAUUGCUGCACAAAGGAAAAAUAAAACAAAAUUGUUUCAUCAACAUUAUUUUGAAGGAAUUAGGCAUAAUCUUGAUAAUUUUAGUUUUUUGUGUGACUCGCGUGGUAAUUUAGAGUAGCGAAUUGGUUUAUGUAAACAACAAUGAAUUUAUCAUAGAACAUGUGCAGUUCUAGAAAAAAGGCCAACAUUGCUUUUAUUUUCAAAAUUCCAAACAUGAACACAUUAUCAGUACCUAUAAAACAAGCAUAGGCAUCUAUGAUUUCUUAAUGAAAAUAUGAACAUGUGCAUAAAUUCACAAUAUACUUCUUUGAUGUUAAUUGAGGUGUCUAAGAAUAUCAACAUUUAGCUUUUUAUUCCCACUUUCUGCGCUGUUGAUGAGUGUAUGUAAAUUUGACAUAAGAUGAGUGUUGGGUAUCCAAUAUGUGCUGUACUUCUAAUGUGCUGUGCAUUUUAAACUGUGUCCGAGUUUUAUUUUUGUAUUACAUCACUGGUUACAUAGGAUAAAUGUAAUUUCAACUUUCCCUGGAGAUUUAUGUAUAUAACCUUUGCUUUUUAAAUUAUUCUUGAUCCAGAGUUUAUAUGUCCACAAUAGUUCCACUGUAACAAUAUUAUGAAAAGGAUAGUUGCUACUCACCAUAUAGUG
Schistocerca piceifrons (Central American locust) is the source of this 2765-nucleotide messenger RNA. RefSeq names its product V-type proton ATPase subunit H (gene VhaSFD). Lineage: Eukaryota; Metazoa; Arthropoda; Insecta; Orthoptera; Acrididae. The record is from RefSeq and is a predicted model, not a curated record. Gene Ontology annotation, molecular function: proton-transporting ATPase activity, rotational mechanism. Gene Ontology annotation, cellular component: vacuolar proton-transporting V-type ATPase, V1 domain; lysosomal membrane. Gene Ontology annotation, biological process: proton transmembrane transport.